Messenger RNA from Ostrea edulis (European flat oyster), 441 nucleotides. RefSeq lists its product as uncharacterized. The record is from RefSeq and is a predicted model, not a curated record. NCBI's taxonomy places the organism in Eukaryota, Metazoa, Mollusca, Bivalvia, Ostreida, Ostreidae. Bases 1 to 441 code for a protein of 146 amino acids. The transcript has a single exon.
AUGAAGUAUUAUCGUCGAGAAAUAAAUGAAACAUUGACAAAGAUUUUAGACGUGGAUGAUAAAGACGUAGACGUUAGGGAAGUGGACUUUAGGGAAAUGGACAUUAGGGAAGUGGACUUCAGGGAAAUGGAUAAUAGGGAAGUGGACUUCAGGGAAAUGGACAUUAGGGAAGUGGACAUUAGUGAAGUGAAUAAUAGGGAAAUGAACAUUAGGGAAGUAGACAUUAGUGAAGUGAAUAUUAGUGUAGUGGACAUUAGUGAAGUGGAUAUUGGGGAAGCGGAUAUUAGUGAACUGGACAUUAGUGAAGUGGACAUUAGGGAACUGGACAUUAGUGAAGAGAAUAUUGGGGAAGCGGAUAUUAGUGAAGUGGACAUUAGUGAAAUGGACAUUAGGGAAAUGGACAUUAGUGAAGAGAACGUUAGGGAAGUGGACAUUAGUUAA